Molecule: messenger RNA, 2794 nt
Organism: Poecilia reticulata (guppy)
Lineage: Eukaryota; Metazoa; Chordata; Actinopteri; Cyprinodontiformes; Poeciliidae
Gene: dok3
Product: docking protein 3
Biological process (GO): cell surface receptor protein tyrosine kinase signaling pathway; positive regulation of MAPK cascade; Ras protein signal transduction
Cellular component (GO): cytoplasm
Source: RefSeq, a predicted model, not a curated record
CUUUCUUUUGUAACAGGUUGCAGAUGAUGAUUUUUCUUAACUCCUCCUGUCAGGGACACAGGUCAACGGCGGCAGCAUGACAGCAGUUCAUGACGUCAAGGAAAAAGUCAGACUUGUGGUAGAGGAGGCCUAAUUUUAACCUCAUCACUUGUCACAUUUUUUGCCACAUCGCAGCAACUGCUGUCAGCGUGUGAACAGUUUUCAUCCAAAGCGUACGAGCAUGGAGGUCAUUUUCAAAGAGGGGAUGCUGCAUCUUCAAGGGGCCAAGUUUGGGAAAAGAACGUGGCGGAAAAUCUGGAUGGUGCUUUUCAAGCCCAGCUCCAUGGGUGUGGGUCGGCUGGAGUUCCGCUCUGUAUCCGACGGCGAGCAGCUAAAGGCCGGCCGACAGAAAGCACAAGAGAGGAAGGUCGUGCGCUUAAGCGACUGUCUGAGCGUCACCCCUGCGGCCAAGGAGUCGUGCCCGGCUCGCUGCACGGCCUUCUACCUGAACACCACACACCACACCUACACCUUCGCCUCCACGGAGAGCCAGGACUGGAUCAGCGCCCUCUGCGUUCUCGCCUUCCAGAGGGAUCCUGGAGAGUCGGAGAAAGGGGAUUUUGAGGGAGGGAAUGGCCUCACCAUGGAGGAUAAUGACCUUUACUCGUCUUGGAAAAGCGAGCCGACACUUCCUCCUGACCAGUACAAAGUGAAGAUCCUGGGCACGGACGCGGCCAAGAGGUGCAAACUGGCCGGGGAGUAUGUGGUGUUCACAGACAGCGAGGCCUUGGAGCUCCUCGAUGUCAACACGGGCGGCGUCAUCUACAGCUGGCCGUACAGACUCCUGCGCAAGUUUGGACAAGUGGAGGGGGGCUUCUGCAUCGAAGCGGGCCGUCGCUGCGACUCGGGAGAGGGAGUGUUCACCUUCCUGACCCGCGAAGGCGCCCAGAUCUUCCAGGCCUUAUCGAGUCAGUGUUCGCUGCAGAAGAAACAGGGCGCCCGGCCCUGCGGUGUCAAAAAAAGGUCAUCGUUUGACGCGUCCUCCGUUGCCCUUCCAGCCGCGGUCGUCCAGACCGACGCACCUCCAAUCUACAGCCUUGUGCGGGUCCGUCGUGACAAGGAGGACUGUUCUGCCAGCCAGUACUCUACGAUUAAUCGCCCCUCCGAGGAGAGUAUGAGGCAUCUGUGUCCUCUCCAGCCUUAUCUCUACAGCAGCAAAGAUGAGGUGGAAGAGGAGAGCAGAGAGGAGGAGGAGGUGGAGGAGGAAGAAGAGGAAGCCGAGGGUGAGGAUGAUCGGUGUCAUUCCCUUGACGCUGUAGAUGAGGAUGCCGACACACAGGACAGCAUUUAUUACAACUUGAGGAAGACCACGCCUCCACCGAUGAGGAAAACUGAGAUUGGCGAAUUUCAGUGCACGUACAGAGAGACCAAAAGAUACUCCUUCCCCUCCUCCUCCGACCUCCAUUAUUCGAAUGAUCCCCUUUCUCUUGACCUCACCCAUGCAGAUCACUUUGCCUCAGCACUACCACAAAGCCUGCAUCUCCCACCCGCAGAUAUCUCCGACUGUGCGGGGUACAACGCACAGGCGGUGGACGACGCGAGCAACCCGGAAGAGGCCACCGGCUUCGCCGUCCCAUCUGAGUUCCCCGGCAGCUUCAAACACAGGCUGGCAGAAAUUAUUUCUAAGGACCUGGCGAAGUUCCAGCCUCCUCUUCCCUAUUGAGCAGGCAGGCAGCCCCACGUUUUACCGUAGGCUGUUUGCUCACAGACUGAGUGGGAAGAGCAGUUUUUAACCGUGAUGAACUGUCAAGCGCCAUAAUUAGUUUCUUUACGGCUCUAAAAUCCCUUCCGCCGGACACCUGCUGUCAGGCUUCUGGUGCUUGCAGAUGUUUGUAUGUUUUUCUGCUUUGAAAAUAGAUCUGGAGCUGCACUUUUUUGGGGGGUGGGGGUGAGCGGGAUUAGCAACAGCAAAAUGUGAUAAUCGGUUUUUGUUCUUUGCAGCUUGGACAUUAGAGAAGCAAUGUACCUUUUGAAGCCACUUUGCUUGACCGGGUGAAGUAGGAAGCAGUUGUUUAAAACUGAAACGUUUAGCUGAUACAGUGCUGAGCUCUCUAAUAUUUUGUCACAUUACAAACCAGAAACUUCAGUAUAAUUUACUGGGAUAKUAUGACCGACACGAAGGACCUCGAAAUUGUGAAAGAUUGCAUGGUUUUCUAAACUUUUUCUAAAUGAAAAGGAUAAAAGUUCGUCAUGCAUUUGAGUUUAGCCUCUCUACACUCCAGCCGUCGAGCGCCACCGGCCUGCAACUUUGAGAUGCAACCCCGCUCCAACAAUCCCAAAUCAAAUAGCAAGCCAGCAAGUUUUAGAAGAGUUUGGUCAUUACCUCUUAAUUUGACUGAGGUGUGAUGGAGUGGGGGAUGCAUCCAAAAGUUGCAGGACAGCGGCAGCCAGGGACAAGAGUCGCAGACCCCUAAAAAUUCUUUAAAAUAAUUGAUCAUUUUCAUUCUGCUGCAAUGACUGUCAUGUUCUUCUUCGUGUUGGUCUUUGACAAAAAGGCCCAGUAAAAAUAGAUUUAGGUUUGUAGUUAUAAUGUGGUAUCAUCUGUGAAAACUUAGCUAAUAAGCAUGAAUAUUAUUGCAAUGUAGUGCAUUCACUCUGACCUAGUGACUUGUGCAACAGAAAGUUUCAUUGUCUCCUUAUCUCAUUAGCCAUGGAAUGUAUACUUAUAAAUUUUGCAGCAUUGUGCGUUAGUGUGAAUUGUGCACGUCACUAGAAGUGAUAUAUACAUAAAUAAAUUAAAAUGCACACCCAUUAA